AUGCUGCCUGAUUUUUAUUUUACAUUACACUUUUCUUGUGGACUAUUGGCAUCAGUUAUUGGUCUAACUUUUUGUAUAAUGACUAUUUGUAUCGUUAUUAUCAAUCGACAAUGUCAUGAUGUUACUAAUCUAUUAGGAUGUAAUACAUGUACUACUGUUAUUUUCUAUUAUAUUAUAAUUAUUAUUAUGUGUAUUUAUGGAUUGCGAGAAGAUUGGGCAUUUAAUUCACCACAAUGUGCUUUUCGAGGCUAUUGUUAUACAGUUAGUAUUGCUCUUAUUUGCAAUUCAUUUGCUAUUCAAGCGAUUAGUCGUCUAUUUUUUGCUGUUUUCUAUAAAUAUAGAUAUCUUCAUAAUUAUCGUACGCAUUACAUAAUGAUUAUCAUUCACUGGUCCAUCAGUUUUCUAGCAUCAAGUAUACCUUUUUUUAUUGAGUCUUCAUAUGGAUUCGAAAAAGAAUCUCGUGCUUGUGUUUUGACAACAAAAGUAUUUGCAGGCUCAAUGUAUGCUGGUGUAAUUGUAUGUCUUAUACCAUUAAAUACUGUAACAAUUGUUUAUGGGAUUAUUCUUUAUCGAGUUCGUCAAUCUACACGACGAAUAACAAUGAUUGUUCCGACUACAUUAAAUGGGGUUCCUAGAAAUAAUAUUGCAACUCCAAAUAUGAAACGUGAAAUCAAAAUAAUGCAACAAAUGUCAACUCAGAGUAGUUUGAUGUCAGGUGGAGGAUUACUCAUGUUUUUUCUUUGUAUUUGGUAUAAAAUUCAACAUUCGGCGCCUGAAGUAUUGUACUUGUUAGCUAUUACUCUAAUAACGAUUUGUGUCACAUUAUUAACAAUCACUCAGUUUAUUAUGAACACAAAAGUAAAAAAUAUUGCUAUGCAUUAUAUUUAUCCACGUCCACCUGCUACGACUAUUCAAACUACGACAUUAGUUCGACAGGCUGCACAACAAGCUAGAGAAUGA
This is a messenger RNA of Adineta steineri, 960 nucleotides long. NCBI's taxonomy places the organism in Eukaryota, Metazoa, Rotifera, Eurotatoria, Adinetida, Adinetidae. The record is from the annotation of a GenBank genome assembly.